AUGGUUAUUAUAGGCAGUGAAAGAAGGCCGAUUAAUCUUUUCAAUAACUGCGAGAAAUCGUUGUUUGAAGACGAAAAAAUCGAUUUUGAUACUUCCUCGCAAAGUUCCAAUCGUUUCAUUCCAAAUGAAUGGACAUAUGCGUUUGAUAAAAUGAUCAACGAUGAGAAUGGCCGCAUACAGUUUACAAAAUUUUUACAAAGUGAAUAUAGUGAGGAAAACAUAUUUUUUUGGCUUGCUGUUCAAGAAUUACGACCGUGUAUCGACGAUCGGCCACGAUUUGAAAAAAGAGUUCAAGAAAUAUUCGAUAAAUUCAUUACUGCAAAUUCGCCGCUAGCAAUUAACAUUGAUCACGAUACAAGAAUGGAUAUCAUAGAAAAAAUACAAUGUAUGGAUUCUUCAAUAUUGACUGAAAAGAUUUUUGAUCGAGCACAAGCUCAUGUUUAUCGCCUCAUGGAAAAGGACUGUUUUAGUCGUUUUAUUCAUACACCAGCCUAUAAAGACAUUGCCAAACGACUUCAAUUACCACGGAAUUUCCAGUUUAGCGACAAGCAAUUAUCCAGUUUGAAAUGUACAUUCCAAGUAUCAGACAACAAAACACUUUGCUAA
Molecule: messenger RNA, 606 nt
Organism: Dracunculus medinensis (Guinea worm)
Lineage: Eukaryota; Metazoa; Nematoda; Chromadorea; Rhabditida; Dracunculidae
Source: the annotation of a GenBank genome assembly